AAUAUCUUGUUGCCUGUCCAUUUCUCGGUGUGUGCUGGGGUAUAGUUAUAUAAGGUCAUUUCUAUUCCUAAUGUUGACUGAAUUCUCUCGAUCAAUUGUGCUAUUUUAACACGUCUUUAGAGAUAAGUGCAAACUCAAUCAGAUCUAGUUGAGCAGAAGUCUUUUGAGGUCUGAUUCACGUGUUGAUAGAAACUAUGUUGUUUGGGUCCGUGGUUUCCUAUUUAAGUCCCUGGAACUUAUGUAACACAAAGUACCUAGAGCUGAGAAUGCGGGGGUCAUGAUCACAUAAAGUUUCAAUUUGCAGCGAAGGGUUAUACAGCAUUCGGAGACAUUACAAUAGCACAUUCUUGUAACUGCUAAUAAAAUGUUUUCCAAAACAGUAUAAAAGAUAGGUUGCACACAAAGAAGAAUAAGCCGUUGCAAUGACCAAAGGAAGAAAGGCUAAAACAAACGAGAAACUUAUGUAAUAUCUUUUAUCAAACAAAUAUUACAUCCAUAAUUCCAUAUAGUGUCCAUGAGAAUAUUGAGUUCUUCCAUCCAUUUCCUUAAGACACUAUUCUAUGUGCUUGACAUGGUGCUACUUUUGUACUAGUAAGCUUUUCAUGCUUUUUUUUUUUGCCUGUUUGCUUGCUUUUGUCAAUGCAGUCUGUAUAAUGCUUUUCUGAAAAUUAAAUCAUUCAACUUUUUGUGUCACAUGAUAGCCUGUAGGACAAAGUAAUUAUUGAUGUUAUGCAAAUAGCUAAACAUCCAUAAAGAAUACCAAACACGACCCAUAUGAGCAGCAAAUGAACAAAAGUAUCAAAUAUCGACCUUUUCUUUGUGUGUGACUGGCAUUUUAAUGCCAAAUCAAAAAAUAUUUAAACCUUGUAAUUUUGUAACUUCGUCACACUGCACUAUCACAAGUUGGCAACUUGUUUACAGAAAAUCUGAACAUCUUCUUGUGUUGUCCAGGUACUGUAUUUGGUUUAUGCACCCACAUAUAUUCCAAUGCAGAACAUUUGCAUCCUGGCACACCAAUGCCAACUUUCCCACUCACCAACCCCACUUGCACUAUAAUACUGCGUAGAAAGCUAAUGGUAGUAUAUAUAACUUGUAAUUAAGUAGCUCACCUAGAACAAGCCAAUUGCAGUACAAAUUUGCAAGCACAAACUCAACUGUAUAAACCAUAAGCAGAAGCUACCAUCCCUACCUGUAUUCCCCAACUCCAUUGUUAGAUCCUUGUGUAACACCCUUGGCGUGAAAGUUUGUUCAUCUGCCAUGUGUGGUGGGUCGAUUCUCUACGCACCAGUGCGCCGGGCUGUCCCUGCCGGUGACCUGUGGGCAGACAGCGGCAAUAGCAAGAUUGGAAAGAACUGGAAGGGGAGGAGUUCUUGGGAGUUUGAUAAUGACGAUGACGACUUCGAGGCUGACUUUGAGGAGUUUGAGGAUUGUGACAGCGAGGAGGAGAUGGAUUUUGGGCAUGAUGACCAAGAAUUCAACAUGAACAGUUCAAAAUUUGUGAAAUGCAAUGGGCACAGCGCCAAACUUGCUGGCAGGAAGAGAAAGACCCAGUAUCGAGGGAUCCGGCGGCGACCUUGGGGCAAAUGGGCUGCUGAAAUCAGAGACCCACGCAAGGGCGUCCGAGUUUGGCUUGGAACGUUCAGCAGUCCCGAGGAAGCUGCAAGGGCGUAUGAUGUAGAAGCCCGGCGCAUUCGUGGCAAGAAAGCCAAGGUGAACUUCCCCGAGACCAUCCCAACUGAUGAGAAACGGCACCAAGGACGUGUGGCUCGACUGACAAAGAAGUCUGCGUCAAUGGAGAGCCUGAAGCUCAGCAACCCCUCUGAUCAUGUCUGCUCAGCAGGCAGCCGUGCUGAUGGCACAGUUGUCAAGCUUGAGUUGUCAGAGCCAGCUCCUCUCCUACGAAAGGCGGCUAGUGCGUGGCUUGACGCAUUAGAGCUGAAUCAGCUUGAUGGAUUAAGGUACCUUGAUGCUGAUGGGAAAGACACGGCAGAUAUGGUUUUUGCCAGUGGGGAAGCGAGUCUUGCCGAUGAUUUUGCAUAUUACGAGCCUUAUCCAAACUAUAUGCAGUUACCUUACUUUGAAGGUAACUCGUAUGAGAAUAUAGAUUCUCUCUUCAAUGCUGAAACCGUUGAGGAUGGCGUGAACGUCGGAGGUCUCUGGAGUUUUGACGACAUGCCAAUGGAGCACGGUGUUUAUUGAGGCGCAGCAGCUUGAAGAAAUCAAAUUUGACUAGAACAGGAAGAGCCAGGCUUUAUUACAGGUGAUUGCACUUGCAGUGACGUACUUUUUUUGUUGAUAUGCAGUGUUAUUCCGAGAUUAUUCGAAUUUUAUCCGUGUUGGAAUUCCUGAGUAUGAUGCGUGUUGAAAAUUUGUAAGCUCCGAACCUGUUUAA
This is a messenger RNA of Phragmites australis (common reed), 2392 nucleotides long. Its product is annotated as ethylene-responsive transcription factor 1-like. The coding region runs from base 1258 to 2199 and encodes 313 amino acids. Gene Ontology annotation, molecular function: DNA binding; DNA-binding transcription factor activity. The record is from RefSeq and is a predicted model, not a curated record. Gene Ontology annotation, biological process: regulation of DNA-templated transcription; ethylene-activated signaling pathway. NCBI's taxonomy places the organism in Eukaryota, Viridiplantae, Streptophyta, Magnoliopsida, Poales, Poaceae. The transcript is spliced from 2 exons.